AUGGCCCACCAAGCACACUCAUACCACAUAGUAGAUCCAAGCCCUUGACCCAUCUUCGGAGCAAUCGCUGCCUUACUUACUACCUCCGGACUAGUCAUAUGAUUUCACCACAAUUCUUCCCAACUCCUUACCUUAGGCCUACUCUCCAUAAUCCUAGUUAUACUACAAUGAUGACGUGACGUCAUCCGAGAAAGCACAUUCCAAGGCCACCACACCCCAACCGUCCAAAAAGGCCUGCGAUAUGGAAUGAUCCUAUUCAUUACAUCAGAAGCAUUCUUCUUCCUAGGGUUCUUCUGAGCAUUCUUCCACUCCAGCCUAGUCCCUACCCCAGAACUAGGGGGACAAUGACCCCCAACAGGAAUCCAACCCCUAAACCCUAUAGAAGUUCCUCUACUAAACACAGCCAUCCUCCUAGCCUCAGGAGUUACCGUUACAUGAGCCCACCACAGCAUCACAGAAGGCAAUCGAAAACAUGCCAUCCAUGCACUAACCCUAACAAUCCUACUAGGAUUCUACUUCACUGCACUACAAGCAAUAGAAUACUACGAAGCACCAUUCUCAAUCGCCGACGGGGUCUAUGGCUCAACCUUCUUCGUAGCAACAGGAUUUCACGGACUCCAUGUAAUCAUUGGGUCUUCCUUCCUAUCAAUUUGCCUCCUACGCCUAAUCAAAUAUCACUUCACAUCAAACCAUCACUUCGGAUUUGAAGCCGCAGCCUGAUAUUGACACUUCGUAGACGUCAUCUGAUUAUUCCUCUAUAUAACCAUUUACUGAUGAGGAUCCU
Molecule: messenger RNA, 784 nt
Organism: Apus apus (common swift)
Lineage: Eukaryota; Metazoa; Chordata; Aves; Apodiformes; Apodidae
Source: the annotation of a RefSeq genome assembly